AUGCCCCCGCCACUCUUGGACUACAACACCUUCCCCCACAUCAUCGACCUCAUCGUCUCCCACACUCCAUGGCCAACUCGCGCGGUCUGGGGGAGGACCUGCAAGCGUCUCCGUGCCCGCCUCUUGGCCAAGCAGUAUGAGCAUGUCAUUCUCUUUGGCUGCUUCGGACAAGAGCUCUUCUUUCGCACCGCGACCCUCGCAUCCUGCCCCAUCCAUAUGGUAAACGUCAACCCCCAGGCCGUCGAUUCAGAGGUCUCUAGGAUCAAGCUUUACACCGCUUUCACCAAGGUUAUCGAGGUUACGGGCUUCAUCCAGCCCAGCGAGGAAAUGGAACACCUGACCUUGGCCUUCCCCAACGUUGAGACGUACCGUACCAACACACGAUGGGCAGAGAGGGACACUGAACAUACGACGCAAUUUCCCGUCCCCUGUAACACGCUUGUCCUCUUCUGUUCCGAGCGCAUCAAUCAAGACUCGCCUCGUUACGCUUCAUGCUGCAAGGUCCCCGCCGGGGUGACCAAACUCGUUCUGAACAUGAGGGGUGGCAACGGCCGAAUCAUCGAGCACUUCAACGUCUUCAAUCUGCCCAACACUGUCAGGGACGUGGUCGUGGUCUUCCCUUGGUUCAAGCACAAUGCCCGCGCUGGCACUUUCCAGACGAGCAUCGACAAGUCGCAGAUUGUCAAAGAUUUCGUCCUCCUCCUCACUCGCGGCACCCCCAAGAUUCACUACACCCUGGUCGGCCUCAACGAGGCCUCACCGCCUUACGAACUAGGCAUAGCCCUUUAUUGCGAGCUUGUCAAACACUUCGAUCCAACAAUCAAGAACCUGUAUCCAGACAUCGCUCGAAUCCUCCGCCACGUCCGCCUGUGUACAUUGGAGGAGUACGCGGGCGAAGUGGACAACAUUGAGACAGAGGUGGUUGAGUACAUUGGUGGAGAUGACUGCUGA
This is a messenger RNA of Apiotrichum porosum, 951 nucleotides long. RefSeq lists its product as uncharacterized. NCBI's taxonomy places the organism in Eukaryota, Fungi, Basidiomycota, Tremellomycetes, Trichosporonales, Trichosporonaceae. The coding region runs from base 1 to 951 and encodes 316 amino acids. The record is from RefSeq and is a predicted model, not a curated record. The transcript has a single exon.